Molecule: messenger RNA, 1063 nt
Organism: Colletotrichum godetiae
Lineage: Eukaryota; Fungi; Ascomycota; Sordariomycetes; Glomerellales; Glomerellaceae
Exons: 1
Coding region: 329-934 (201 amino acids)
Source: RefSeq, a predicted model, not a curated record
GCGCGUGGGUGGAUUGCCACUUGCUGGUGACGACGACAGAUGCCGGUGCUACGGCUGCAUGCAGGGGAACGAGUAGUCUGCGUUAGUAAAUCGCAAGCGCCAGAUCUCGAAGCAAUUGGGAGUUUGCUCCUCCUGACGUCUUCAUGGGGGAUCGAGAACUCCGUAGCUUACCUGCUAGACCCUUCCGCCACGCGCGGGGGACGACGAGCCGGCCGGAAGAAGCACGGGAGGAGCACACGUUGUAGGCCAGAGUUGGCCGCAGGACAGAGAGGUUCGCCAUGGCGGCGAGGCUUCGAGCAUCCAGGCUAACGAAGCCGGGGCGACGGGGAUGUCUGGCAGGCCCUUUUCAUCUGCUCGCGACCACUGCCGGGGGCCGUCGGUGAAGCAGAGGAGCUAUGGCAGGGAAGCAGCUCCAAGAUACCGUGUCGAUUGGCGAAAAGAAAGCGACGGUACGCAAUGGGUAGAGAGAAAGAUGGGAGGGAGGAAGGAAGAAGAGAAUGGGAGAUGUGAAUUGGAUAGAGUUGGGAUUGACUUUUGCGGCCAAAGAAGAGAACAAGGAGACAACGGGCUUGUACCGUGUCACGUUUUGUUCGGCCGUUGGACUCGUUCCAUGCUCGUCCUCGUCUUCGUCCUCGUCACUACUUUGAGCUGCCUUCUCCCCCCCCUCCCUCGUCCAUCACCCGCGCAUCCGGAUCCUUGUUCUCUCCCACCAUGGCCACCCCCCCAGGUUCGUUGCAUCCCAAGACGGGAAGUGCAGAAUCGGUUCAGGCGUGUCGCAGAUGUCGCGGCGCGAGCUCCAAGCUCCUCCAAUCAUUACUCGACCUGGAGAUUGUUUGGAGUAGUCUGCGUGGUCUGCCAAGUUGGCUUUUUACCCCCCCUUCCGCAGCUCUUUACGGCCUGUUCCAAGGUUCCCCUCAUUGGCAUGUGGCGGUAGAAAGCGCGGUACUUUGUGGGAGAACACCUGGAGGAGAGACAGUGUCGCAGACGCUAGGUAGAGUACAUGUUGUAUGAGAGUUUCGACGGAUGUGGUCAUUGGUGGUGUGAGGUGUUGGUGGAAGUGGUC